Messenger RNA from Sporisorium graminicola, 2628 nucleotides. RefSeq lists its product as uncharacterized. Gene Ontology annotation, cellular component: urease complex. Gene Ontology annotation, molecular function: nickel cation binding; urease activity. The record is from RefSeq and is a predicted model, not a curated record. NCBI's taxonomy places the organism in Eukaryota, Fungi, Basidiomycota, Ustilaginomycetes, Ustilaginales, Ustilaginaceae. The coding region runs from base 1 to 2628 and encodes 875 amino acids. The transcript has a single exon. Gene Ontology annotation, biological process: urea catabolic process.
AUGCAUCUGCUUCCACGCGAACGAGACAAGCUCUUGCUUCAUCAGGCCGGCUCCCUCGCCCAAAAACGUCUCGCACGCGGGGUGCGGCUCAACCAGACCGAAGCCACUGCACUCAUUGCCACUGUGCUGCACGAACGCAUCCGCGAUGGAGAGCAUUCGGUCGCUGAGCUGAUGCAGCACGGAAAGACGCUCCUGGGUCGGUGUCAUGUUUUGCCUGGCGUGGCAGAGCUGCUGCACGAAGUCAUGGUCGAGGGCACUUUUCUCGAUGGCACCUUCUUGGUCACUGUGCACCAGCCAGUCUGUACAGAAACGGGCGAUAUUCACGCCGCGCUCUAUUCGAGCUUCUACCCGGCUCCCGAUCCGAGUGUGUUUUUGGCCCAGGUGGAAGCAGAGGCGGCAAAGUUCGCAGGCGGUAAGGCGUUGGUCGGUAAAGCGGCAGGUGCAGACGAAAUCUUACCCGGAGCACUGGUCACAAAGAGAGACGCGCAACCUAUCGUGCUGUGCCCCAACCGUCAACGCGUUGCAGUCAAAGUGACAAACACAGGCGACCGCCCUAUCCAGGUCGGCUCGCACUACCCUUUCCUCGAGACCAACGCUGCCCUCAGCUUCCCGCGUCUCCUAGCCCUUGGCAAACGUCUUGACAUCGCCGCGGGCACAGCCAUCCGCUUCGAACCAGGCGACUCGAAAACUGUCACGCUCGUCCAAGUGGGCGGCACCAAAAUCCUUGCUGGCGGAAACAAUCUCGCCGCCGGACCUCUGGACGAGUUCACGGCCACCGCAGAAUCCAAAGCCGCCCUGGUCAAACGCAUCGAAGCCGCUGGGUUCGCCAACGAGCCGCUUCCAGAUAUGGCCGACGACUCGGUCCCGCCACCGACACCGUGCGAACUCUCGCGCGACGCCUACGCUGCUCUCUACGGCCCCACCGUCGGUGACAAGGUCCGGCUGGCAGAUAGCCCGCUCUGGCUCGAGGUGGAGAAGGACUACACGGUGUAUGGCGACGAACUCAAGUUUGGCGGUGGCAAAGUGCUUCGAGAUGGCAUGGGUCAGGCUUCGGGUCGUGCGGACAGCGCUGUGCUCGACAUUGUCGUCAUCAACGCGCUUAUCGUCGACUGGUGGGGCAUCGUCAAGGCUGAUAUCGGUAUCCGCAAUGGUCACAUUGUGGGGAUCGGCAAAGCGGGCAACCCGGCCAUCAUGGAUGGUGUUGACCCAAACCUCGUUGUGGGCUCGUGUACCGAGGUGAUUGCGGGCGAGAAGUUUAUUGUGACGGCAGGGGCGAUCGAUGCGCACGUGCAUUUUAUCUGUCCCGACCUGCACGAGGAAGCUCUGGCUACGGGUACCACCACGUUGAUCGGCGGUGGCACAGGCCCCACAGCGGGGACGAGCGCAACGACGUGCACGCCUGGCCAGGAUCAGCUUCGCAACAUGAUGAUCGCCACGGACAACGUGCCGCUCAACUUUGCCUUCACGGGCAAAGGCAAUGACUCGGGGUUGCCCGGGUUGGAGGAUCAAAUCCGCGCCGGCUGUGCGGGCAUGAAGAUUCACGAGGACUGGGGUGCGACGCCGGCGGUGAUCGACGCGUGCCUGACUGCGUGCGACAAGUACGACGUGCAGUGCAACAUCCAUACGGACACGCUCAACGAGUCGUGUUUCGUCGAGGGUACGCUGGCGGCGUUCAAGGGGCGUACGAUCCACACGUACCACUCGGAGGGCGCGGGCGGUGGACAUGCGCCGGACAUCAUCCGCGUGUGUGGAGAGGACAAUGUGUUGCCUUCGUCGACCAACCCGACGAGGCCGUAUGCGCGCAACACGUUGGACGAGCAUCUGGACAUGCUCAUGGUUUGUCAUCAUCUGUCGAAGGACAUUGUCGAGGAUGUGGCGUUUGCCGACUCGAGGAUUCGCGCCGAGACCGUAGCUGCGGAAGACGUGUUGCAGGACAGCGGCGCGAUCAGCAUGAUCAGUUCCGACUCGCAGGCCAUGGGACGCAUCGGCGAGGUGGUGGCGCGCACCUGGAGGACUGCGUCCAAAAUGGCGAGCCUCGUCGGACCGUUGCGCGAAGAAGGCUCCCCGAGCAAAUCUGCGGGCGUCCCACACCCGAGCGAGGCCGUUUCAGACAACCUGCGCAUCAAACGCUACGUGGCCAAAUACACGAUCAACCCUGCCCUCGUCCACGGCUGUGCGCACCUCAUUGGCAGCAUCGAGCCGGGCAAGCUCGCCGACAUGGUAUUCUACUUGCCCUCAAAAUUCGGCAUCUGCCCCGAAUUUGUGCUCAAAGGCGGACAGGUCGCAUGGGCGCAGAUGGGCGAUGCCAACGCAUCCAUCCCGACGGUGCAGCCGAUCUACGGCCGACCCAUGCACGGCGCCAACGCCGAAGCGGCACCGAGGAACUCGAUCCUGUUUGUCUCGCAAGUCUCGAUCGCCGAGGGCAUCGUGCAGACCUACGGCGUCAACAAGCGCGUGGAAGCGGUCAAAGGCUGCAGGAAGGUCAGCAAGAAGGAUAUGAAGCUCAACACGCACACACCCGAUUUGAAGGUCGAUCCAGAGACGUACGAGGUGACCGACGGCGGCCGGCUGUUGACUGUCCCGCCCGCGGACGAGCUGCCCAUGACGCAGAGCUUGCACUUGUUCUAA